GGCUCCCGGGAGCAGGAGAGGAAGCCAGGCAAACUCAAGAGUCUACGUCCCAGUGACGAGCGCUGGUCCUCGGCCCUCGGAGAAUAGCAGCUGAGCCCUGAGGUGGGCCUGAGGCACACAGGCAGUGGUGCCCAGAAAGCAGGCCCCAAACACCCCUGCCCCUACCUCCCAGGACACCCAAAGAAGAGCAGCCACUAUGCACCUUCCUGAAAGCCUACAUGAGCUGGCAGACAGUGAGACUGUGCGCUUUCUGAGGAGACCAAAGAGCAUCUCAAGGAUCUUCGGAGGGGUCUUUUCCCUGGUCAUCUUUUCCUCACUACUAACUGAUGGUUACCAGAAUAGAACAGAGUCUCCUCAGCUUCGCUGCGUCCUCAACAGCAACCACGUGGCCUGUAGCUUUGCAGUAGGAGCUGGCUUCCUGUCCUUUCUCAGCUGCUUGGUCUUCCUUGCCAUAGAUGCCCAUGAGAGCCGCAUGGUGGGCACCCGCUUUAAGACAGCCUUCCAGCUCCUGGAUUUCAUUCUGGCUGUCCUCUGGGCAGGUGUCUGGUUUGUGGCUUUCUGCUUCCUAGCCAGCCAGUGGCAGCAUUCGAAGUCCAAGCACUUCCUCCUGGGGAACAGCAGCGCCAAGGCAGCCAUUGCCUUUUCUUUCUUCUCCGUCCCCGUCUGGAUACUCCAGGCCUACCUAGCCUUCCAGGACCUCCGAGACGAGGCUCCAGUCCCCUACAAGCGCUCCCUGGAGGAGGGUAGCGUGGUGCUCAACACCCUCUCCUCAUCAUCCACCACUAGCCCUGCCCACCCUCCCAUCACAGGCCCCAACAGUCUGACUUACACCAGCUCAUCCCUGUCCCCCUACAUGACUACUCCAAAGGCCCCACGUCUGGCUAUGAUGCCAGACAGCUGAACAGCCUGUAUCCAUGAGUAAAUAGUCCCCUCUGAGGGGUCCUGAACAACCCUGUCCUGUCUGUUCCUCUCUCAUCCCUUGAGUGGCAGAGGAGGAGGGAGGCUCUGCAACAGGUCCACUUCUGUGUGACCCCCAUGCACCAUCACCUGCUGAGAGCAGGCUGAGCUGCCGUGUUCCCUGCAACUUGAGCCCACUGGCCUUGAAGAGGAGGCACAAGGGACUCAGGCUGCAUCUGAGGCUGUGGCUGAGGGAGAAAAGACCUUCUCAUGAGAGAGAGCGCAACACUGGCCCAGCAGCCCAAGUUCUGUACCCCAGAAAGAUGGAGGCGGUCAGCAUCACUGUGUGUAAGGGGUCAGUCAGGGGCCAUGGCCAUGCGUGAGACCGGGUCUUCAAAUGCAUUAAAGGUUCCCUGGGAAACAGUCAAGUGUUUCUACUUUAGAUCCCUCAGGGUCAUCAGGCCACAGACUGGCUAGGAGGGAUCAAGCAGGUGGCACCUUGUGCAGGAGAGAUGACCUUUACCCACUACCCAGCCAUGGGGCAGAGGAUGCAGAAACCUGCUCAAGGCCUCACUGAGAAAGCAAGUCAAUUUUAAUAUAAUUCAUUUAGCUUAAUAUAUCCAAUGUGUUACUGUUUCAACGUAUAAUCAAUAUGAAAACUCAACUUUUCUUUUUUUCUUUGUAAAACAAGGCCUUAUUGUG
This is a messenger RNA of Apodemus sylvaticus (European woodmouse), 1599 nucleotides long. It is a transcript of the gene Syngr4, whose product is annotated as synaptogyrin 4. NCBI's taxonomy places the organism in Eukaryota, Metazoa, Chordata, Mammalia, Rodentia, Muridae. The record is from RefSeq and is a predicted model, not a curated record. The coding region runs from base 197 to 901 and encodes 234 amino acids. Gene Ontology annotation, cellular component: synaptic vesicle membrane; neuromuscular junction. The transcript is spliced from 5 exons.